CUCCACACAACAUUAGGUUUAGGUUAUGUCUUUUGUUUUGAUUAUAUUUUAAUCUUGGACUUUCUUUUCCCUUUUAGAAACGGAUUAGUUUAUCACUGAAACCGAGUAUUAAAAUAAUGAAAAUGAGUAACUGAAAUUAUUGAUAUUAUCUAAGAAUAACAACUGCCAAAAUGGAUAAACAGGAGGUGAUAUGGCUUAUAAAUACUGAAUUAGAUAAAACUCAAGAUCAACACAUUCGAGAUAUGUUAACAGAUAUAAAAGCCAGUUGUUACUCACCGUUAACAAAUAUUGAUUUAGGGUAUUUCCUCGGCAAAUAUGAAAAUAUUUUUGAAUGUUCUCUAACCUUUCUAAAAAAAAUGGCUUUAUUAACCAAAAACACUAAUAAACUAAUUAAUGACAUUUCUAGUUAUAUUUCAAAAUAUUCCCAAGAUACAAAGUAUCAAGGCAAAUUGAUCAAACUCCUAAAUAUUCUUAUUAAUAUUUAUCCAAAACAAGAUGAAUGUCUCUUGUGCAUAGAGUCCAAGGUUGUAACCCACAUCCUAUUAACAGCCCUGGCUUCGCAAGAAACUAAGACUGUGGCGUAUGAAACAUUAAUUUCUUAUAUAAAAUUACUUGAAGACGUUGAAUUAGUGGAUUGUAUUAGCAACAUAUAUGAAUUCUGUUGUGAACAAAAUAAUUUAGAUAUUUUUUGUGCGUUAAUAAGUCAAAUACCAACAAGAUUAUUUUACAGUGAUAACGUUUGUUUUAAGCAACAAACAUUUUGGAAUCACAUAGAGUUUUGUAUAUCGGGCCUCGAGCAUCACUUAAAAAGACAGGCAGAGUAUAUUUUGGCGAAAUAUGUAGAGAAUUAUACCCAAGCAUUAUACCAUAGUAAUGCCCUUUUUACUUGUAAAAAUUUUGAGAAAACGUGGCAAGUAUUUUUUAUGUUACUUGAUAUAGGCAAAGAGAAACAGCUUCAUUUAGUAAGCCCAGGCCUAAAGCAUUUAAAGCAUAUUUUUAAUUUACCAUUUAUUUGGCAAAAAUGUAUUUUCAAGAUGUAUCUGUGUCACUCGCAGAGUAGCAUAGUAUACAAGGUAGCUAUUGAACUCUUGAAAGAGAAUUAUUUUACAAAUCAUCUACAGGAAAUAAUACAUAUGAUAUUUGUGGCAAUCAAUAAAAAUGAAUACAACAAAUUAUCAUGUGAAACAUUUCAGCAACUGCAUCAGUUUUGCUUAAAGUUAGACAAUAUAGAGUUGAAAAUUGUUGUGGAAGAAAUAGUAAAAAUUUCUUGGAAUCCCGAGAGUUUUUUCCAGAUUCUUCAGAGUGUUUUAACGCCAGAAAAUGCUGAUAAGGUAUUAAUUGAAGAUAUGUUAAAAUGCACUUUACAAUUGCCUCAUAUAUAUAUUAGAUCCGAAUGUGUCAAAUAUUUAAUAAAAGUAGGCUGGGAUGGAAAUGAUUUUAACCAAUUAGCUCAAAUGGUGUCCGUGUGUAAAAUAGAUCUAGAAAGUCGUCUCGAUAUAACCGAAUUUUCAUACAACGAGGAAAGGUUAAUUGAGUCUAUACUAGCAAAUGUAGCUGAAGGUAAAUAUAUUCAUUUAGGAUUGAGAAUUUUGAAAUGUCUCAGAAAGAAAGUGUGGAAAAUAUUUGAUGGCAAGUUAGAAAGUAUAGAUCCUGAUGCUGCACUUUGCAUUUGGUAUGAGAAGAUAACUUCCAAUAGAGAAUUGAUAUCCAGUGAUAACAUAGAAGAGAAAAGUAAAAUUACAAAUUUUUUGUUGAAAUAUUUCAAAAUGAAUUUAUGUGAGGAAUUUUUGUGUGUAUAUUUGAAAUUAAUUUAUAUAUCCCCGAUUUGGUCUAACAAUAUAUCUAAUAUUAGAGAAGAAAUAAUUGGAAAACCCUUAUUAUCACCCAACGAUCAUACCAUUCUUCAGCAAGCAGUGGCUUUAUCAUUAACUCGCAGAUUUAAUGACAUAGAUGUUUUAUUUUCGUGUUCUCGAGGAGUUCCUAUGGCAACUAUAAAAUACAAACCGGAUUCCUCAAUAGAUUUAUACGCUAAACACGCUAUAAUGUCAAGAAUAUUUGCUGUUUUAAUUUUCGAAAAGAUGAAAACUCAGAAGAUCGAACCUCUUUUACUAGAAGAGUUGGUACUCCUUUUGCUAGAUUUUCAAACAAAUAAUAAAGACAUGCUACAAAUAUAUCAAAUUGUACAAGACAUACCAUUAAAAUACACUGGAUUAAUUGACUGCCUAUAUAAUCAUCUUGCAAAACUAAAAAAAGACCAAUAUUUUAGGCAUAUUUUAAUCACAUUUAUUUCAAUUUUACUCACCUGCAAAAACGCCAAAAAAAGUAAGAAUUUUAACUUCAUUACUAAUGAUUUGCUAAAGUUUGCUGAGAUUCAUCCUUCAGUUCGGUUUCACUUUAUAAAUUGCAUUCCUAAACACUCACUAGAUCUAUAUUUAUCUAUUUUGGUGGAUCUCUAUCUUCAAGGAGUGGUUGUUACCAAAGAUGAAAAAACCGAAUAUAAUCUUUGUCAAAUUUUGGUCAAAAAUGAGCUAUCUGUUAAAGGUUUAAGUUUUUCAAAUCCAAACUUAGUAGCUUCAUCAGCUACUCUAUUAGCAAUUGAAAAGCUGGUACAUAUCUCUCAGAACGAAUGUCAAAUUGUAGUAAAUCAUCUAAUAGAAAGAUACAUGAAACAUUUUAAAAAGAGAUAUUUUCCAGACUCGAAGGUGCAUUAUGAAAAACUACGUAUUGUUCAAAUGAUUUUGUUGUUGUUAUCUCAUCCACAUAACAGAACAAAUACCGAAUUGUGCGAAAGAUUAAAAUCAUUUUCUUAUUACUGCCUUUACGAAGAAACUAAUCAGAAUUGUGUAAGGCAACUUUUAUCAUGGAUCUUAGUAGUAGCAGCUUCUAAGAGUUUGUCAGAAGUUUUAGAUCGUAUGCAGUGUUCUGCAGUUCCGGUGUCUACUUUAAUAAAUAUAAUUCCAGCUCUAUAUCACUUGGUUCAACAGAGUGAUGAAAGUAUUCUGGAGCGGGUUAUUUCUAUGACUUUGCCAUGGACUAUGGGAUCUCAAUUUCGAUUGCGAGUCUAUGCUCAGGAAUUAAUUCGAAAAAUCCUAGAGGACGCCAAAGAAAAACAUUCUGACUUCUGUAAAAAAUACGAAUACCUUAAAACUUGCAUAGAUAAUACUAUAAACUCGACACAGGAUGCAUACAAAAAUUCUUUAAAGACUGAUUUAGUAUUUUUCACAAAAUUCAACCCUUUGGAGAAUAUAUCCAAGCAAAUUAUACUGGUGGAGAUACCUAUGUUAAAUAAGGUGCAUCCAUCAGAGUGGGACUGUGUAAAACUCAUUAUUGAUAGAGUAAAACUUCCAAAGCAAAAUGAACCGCUAACUCAACUAUUCUCUACUGAUGUGGCUAAAUUUUUAAAAACUUCUGAUCCUCUAUUGAAAAAUUAUAGUGAAGCGUUAGCAGAGUCAAACAACGAGCUGAUUCAUAUUCAAAAGAAAAUCACUCCAUGGAAAAGUAAUUUAGAUAAUCUUAACUCACAAGCAAACUCCGAUUUCGUACUAAUAGCAUCGCUGAUAAGUAAACCUCAAAAUUUAGGUGGUUUGUCCAGAACCUGCGAGGUCUUCGGCAUUCGAGACAUAACGUUUAACGAUGCCAAAGUGAUAAACGAUAAAGAAUUUAAAAGUCUGAGCAUGUCAUCUGAAGGAUGGAUUAAUGCUAUUGAAGUGAAAGAAGUGGAUUUAAGGGAAUAUGUGGGGAGCCUGCGAAGUGAAGGAUUUUAUGUGAUUGGGGCGGAGCAAACCGCGGGGAGUGAACCGUUAAAUAAAUUUCAAUUUCCACGAAAGCUGGCUUUGAUUUUGGGAAAUGAAAAAACUGGUAUUCCUGCAGAUGUAAUCCCACUACUGGACAAGUGUCUUGAGAUCCCACAGUUCGGACAAACCAGGUCGUUAAAUGUUCACGUUGCUGGAGCUACUUUUAUUUGGGAAUAUGCAAAGCAACAUUUAGUUGGGUAGCUACAAGACGUGUCAAACUGUGAAGUCACCUGAAUGGGAGUCUAGUUAGAUUAUUUGGAUAGGUAACUGACUAUAAUUCUUAGAUUUAAGUCAAAACUGUUUAAAAAAUUUAUUGUCCUAUUUUAAUUGUUUUGGUUUAAUUGAAUUAUUGAUGAGAAAAUUGUCUUCCGCCUUAAACGAAGGAGGAAUUACUAAUCUAAGCAGGUAAAUAAUAUUUAAUAUCACCUGUAAAUAAAUUGAACAAGACAAAACUUUUUGUUUGGAUUAAAUUUUUUUAAUUUA
Molecule: messenger RNA, 4277 nt
Organism: Anthonomus grandis grandis
Lineage: Eukaryota; Metazoa; Arthropoda; Insecta; Coleoptera; Curculionidae
Product: probable methyltransferase TARBP1
Exons: 8
Coding region: 171-3995 (1274 amino acids)
Biological process (GO): tRNA methylation
Molecular function (GO): tRNA (guanine) methyltransferase activity; RNA binding
Source: RefSeq, a predicted model, not a curated record